Messenger RNA from Aegilops tauschii subsp. strangulata, 633 nucleotides. NCBI's taxonomy places the organism in Eukaryota, Viridiplantae, Streptophyta, Magnoliopsida, Poales, Poaceae. The record is from RefSeq and is a predicted model, not a curated record.
AUGUAUGAAAACAACUGUGCCAUGAUGUGCUGGAAUGUGCGGGGUCUGAACUCGCCGGCGAAGAGGGAGGUGAUCAGAGAGGUAGCAGACGAGCAUAGGCUAGCCAUUCUCUGCUUGCAAGAAACCAAGCUUGAAACCUGGACGCCCCAGUUGGCCCGCGACGUAGGUGGUAGCAGGUUAGAUGGCUGCACGGUGCUGCUAGCGAUGGGUACCAGAGGGGGCCUCGCCAUCUUUUGGGACAAGGAGGUGCUGCUGGUCGACUCCCACGCCCUAGGGCAGUUCUCCAUCACCGUUUCUGUUCGCGACAUCGCCUCCUCGACCACGUUCUGGCUCACAAAUGUCUACGGCCCAACCAACGACAACCUGAAGGAUGCUUUUCUAGCCGAGAUAGCGGCCGCAGCCCUGCCGCUAGGUCAGCCUUGGCUUCUGAUGGGCGACUUCAACAUCAUAUAUCAGGCCAGUGACAAGAGCAAUCUUAAUAUAAAUAGAAGGAUCAUGGGUAGAUUUAGGAGAGCCAUCGACUUCGCGGGUCUGCGCGAGAUAAAGUGCAAAAAUAGAAAGUUUACGUGGAGUAACGAGCGGGAGCUUCCAACUUUCUGUAGCAUAGACAAAAUCUUCUGCAACAACGACUAG